Miscanthus lutarioriparius is the source of this 396-nucleotide messenger RNA. The record is from the annotation of a GenBank genome assembly. Lineage: Eukaryota; Viridiplantae; Streptophyta; Magnoliopsida; Poales; Poaceae.
AUGUUGCCGGGGAGCGUCCCUGCGCUUGCGCUGCUCCACCCGGAAGACCCUGACAAGCUCUUCUUCUUCCUCGGCUCCUGCAUCUUUGCCGUGGACCUGCAGCAGAGGAAGGUUGUGGAAUGCAGUAACUUUGCAAUGCCUGACUCGCCAAACGAGUUGCUCAUGCGCUCAUCCCACUUCGUCCAUGUAUGGCAGUACGAUCCCUCAAGCAGUCGUAAGCAUCUUUCUCUUACAGCUCCUCGUUACCUUGUUGCUGAUUUGAUUCCCCUUGUGCCAACACCAGAGUUCACAUCCUGCAUAGUCACGAUCUUGACUUUAAAAUUAAAGAUGGAAAAUUCUAGACUUGUGCACAGACGCAGUCACAAUCUUGAUAAAGGGCGAAUGUGUUUAGUUUGA